Molecule: messenger RNA, 5802 nt
Organism: Astyanax mexicanus (Mexican tetra)
Lineage: Eukaryota; Metazoa; Chordata; Actinopteri; Characiformes; Acestrorhamphidae
Gene: col17a1a
Product: collagen, type XVII, alpha 1a
Exons: 54
Coding region: 161-4648 (1495 amino acids)
Source: RefSeq, a predicted model, not a curated record
AACAAAUGGUAUACAGUAGGUCCUUCAAAACUCUCUAAAACGACUGCAUACCUCCUGUAGAUUAGUCACCUUGACCUGGCCGUAAAUAUAACAAGUUUUCAGUACUCGGGACCCAGCGAAAGCCUUUUCUCUGCAGAGAGGGAACAGCAGUUAACAUGGAAUGGACAAUUUAAUCAUAUCCAAGAGUGUGAACGCAGAGGGGGGAUUGGGAGCCUCAGGCAAAGUCACAGAGACACUAGUGACUACCACCAGAUUAACGUCCCUUCCACCAAAGGGUAACAGUAGUUCAGUGAGCUCUCAGCGGGUGGUGACCUCCAGCUCAAGCUCUAGCUCUGCUGCUGACUCUGGAGCUUCUGGAGGAGCAGUGCUGGUGGAGAAGAGGAUCAUCACCCAGAGCAGCGGAGGAGGAGGAGGAAGCAGCAGCAGUGGCAGCACUAGUUAUGUCAUAUCCUCCUCUUCAGUAGGUAGCUCAAGCGGCAGCACAGUCCGAGUCGUGAGUGGUGGAUCUGGCAGCAGCUCUUCUGGAAGUACAUUGUCCUCUUCUGGUUUAUCUUCGUCUGAAUCUUCCUCAAGCCGAGUCGUUGGAAGUUCUGGAGCUACAGGAGGAGGUUCUUCCAGCCUCUCUGUUGUUACAGUUGGAGGUUCCUCAGGAGGAGGUUCCUCUGGUACUUUUGAGUCCCGUUCCUCCUCCUCUUCAUCACGUUUGGUAACUGGCUCCUCUGCUGAGUCGGCUGGCAUGUCCGGCGGUUCCCUUUCCAUGUCCUCCUCUUCAGCCAUGAUGUCAGGAGGGGGCUCCAGCUCUCUGACGGUGACCAAGUACAGCUCCUCAUCCUCAGGUGGUGGAAUGAUGAAGAGCGGCAUCUCAUCUGCUACCUACUCACCCGUUCUUACAGAGAGGAAGAGCAGCGUGAACAUGCGUGCUGGAGGAUACGAGGGAGGCUCCAGUGCAAAUUCAUCCCCUGAAUACACCAGGAAAGAGUACAUUUCAUCUUCAGCAACUACAAAUGCAGUCACCAGAGGGCGCACCCAGACCAGAGAAAGUGAGAUCAGAGCCAGACUGCAGAGCGCCUCUCCCUCCACCAGAUGGACUGAGUUGGAUGAUGUGAAGAAGCUGCUGAAAGGCAGCCGCUCCAGCAGCAGUAGUCCUCCUCGAUCUCCCACCAACACUCUCCCCAUCCCCAAGAAGCGCAGUGUGGACACUCGUACUGAGAGCCACUCAGGUUACGACAGUACUGUUAUAGAUCCUUCAUACCAUGGAUAUGGCUACCACACCAACCCCAACAACCUUAGCCCAACCAGCACUCUACAUCACAGCAUGGGACAGCAGAACAACAUGAUCCUGGGAUCCUCUGCUAUGGGCAGUGGUUUUGUCACUGGUGGUGCAGUGUGUGGAAUGCAUAACAACCUGGUUACCAGUGGCGGUCUGACCCUCACUGCAAAUGGAAUCAGUUCUGGUCCAGUAUAUGGUGUUCAGAAGAAUAUUGUGGCCCCUGGAAUAUCAGCCACAACUGCAGCUGCUCCCAGCAGUCCUGUCACUACUGAUGACGUGUUUGGGAAAGACUAUCGGUUCAUGCUGAUUGAGAAAGACAACGUUGCAGUAAAGAAAGAGACUGAGAGGCUGAUCAAGUCAAAAGACUCAGGCAAACACUUCACCUCUACCACCUCCACCAGUGGACCAGGCUCGUUUUCAGAUGAUUCGCUGAAGCGAGAAAAGAAGAUGGUCUCCAGCACCAUUGAAAGCACCACUGUGUCGAGCGGUGGCAAAGCUGCAGUGAAAGACAAAGCCACAUAUGCAGAGAUUCGUAAAGAGGAAUCAGGGUCGACCAAACUAGGGUUCUGUUCUUGUUGUACGUGGUGGAUGUGGCUGCUGGGAUUGUUGCUGGGGCUGCUCUUCAUGCUGGGCCUUCUGUUUGGGCUCAUCGCUCUGGCCCAGGAAGUGAAGGCUCUGAAGGCUCGAGUAGAUGCUCUGGAAGGUGGACCGGAUCGCGUAUCCUCGGCCCACACCAGCCGUUUAUCAUCCUCUGUGAACAUUGUGGACCCUCUGGACUCCUCAUAUGCGUCAGUGGCACGCUCUGAAAACACUAUAAACCUGGGGUCUGACCCAUCACAGACUGACCCUGCGGCCUUGCAGAGAGCAAUUAAACAGCUGGUCCAGUCAGAGCUCCAGUCAGACACUGUCAGAGCUACACUGGCAACUUCACUCAGAGGAGAAAGAGGAGAGCCUGGACAGAAGGGUGACCCUGGAGCCCCAGGAGUUAAAGGUGAUGCAGGAUUUCCUGGACUGCCAGGUCCUCCUGGCCCUCCUGGUCAUGCAGGACAAGAAGGCCCCAGAGGACCUAAAGGAAGUGCAGGUGAGCCAGGCCAUGAUGGUCCACCAGGACAGAGGGGUCGUGAAGGGCCAACAGGCCCUAGAGGAGAACCAGGCCCUCCAGGAGCUGGAGAGAAAGGAGAUAAAGGGUCUCCUGGAGAUCCUGGAGCACCUGGACCUGCAGGACCACCUGGGCUUAUGGGACCCAGAGGUGAAGUGGGUUCCCCAGGUAGUGCAGGAAUUCCAGGAGCUCCUGGUCCUCAAGGAUUCCGUGGAGAUGCUGGAGAUCCUGGACCAAAAGGAGAGAGAGGUCCUGCAGGGCCUCCUGGAGCUAAAGGUGAUCAAGGAGAGAAAGGACCCCGUGGUGCUACUGGAGAGCCAGGACAGAUUGGACCCGCAGGACCACCUGGAGAGAAAGGACCUAAAGGAUCAGCAGGUUCCCCUGGGCCAGAUGGUGAGAAAGGCUCAAGAGGCGAUCAGGGGGCAGUUGGGUUGCCAGGUGCACGUGGCCCAGCUGGGGCUCCUGGAGAUGCAGGAACACCAGGGUCUCCAGGGCUUCCAGGACCACCAGGUUUGCCAGGAACACCGGGUCAGCCUGGAGCUAAAGGUGAACCGGGUGAACCUGGAAGGGUUAUCAGUGCAGGCUCUGCUUCCAACACUGUGGCCAUUCCUGGGCCUCCUGGACCUCCUGGGUCUCCAGGCCCUGCCGGACCACCCGGACUGUCUGGUCCCAUCGGCCCUGCAGGCCUUCCUGGAACACCAGGGCCAAAGGGUGACAGGGGCGACAAAGGAGAUGAUGGAGAGCCUGGUGUCUCGGUCAAAACUGUUGAAACAAACAAAUCUGAGAAGCCUGUCGCUGGUCCCCCUGGACCCCCUGGACCACCUGGACCCGCAGGACCUCCUGGAGAACCAGGAAAACCAGGUGAAGGAAAAGAAGGCCCACCAGGACCUCCUGGAAAACCAGGUGUUGGUCAGCCUGGUCCACCUGGUGAUAAAGGUGAACCAGGAAGCUUUGUGCCCAACUCAGAAACUUUCUUUGCAGGACCACCAGGACCCGCUGGACCUCCUGGACCUCCAGGAGAUCCAGGCCAUCCUGGAUUACCAGGAGAACCUGGAGUGGGAUCCCCAGGACAAAGGGGUCCAGAAGGUCCACCAGGCCCACAAGGACCCAUGGGACCAGAAGGUCCAAAAGGUGAUGCUGGUGUUCCAGGAGCCCCUGGCAUCCCAGGAUAUUCUUAUGGUGGAGGCAGAAGUUCACCUGGAGCACCAGGUCCACCUGGGCCUCCUGGACCUCCAGGACCUCCAGGUGAUGGCUCCAGCUCACCAAAUCAGCAGCUUUCUGACCUCCUCAGAAAUGAUGGUAUUAGGCAGUACUUGGCUGGUCCUCCUGGGCCUCCUGGACCACCGGGAAGUGUCUCUGAUGCUGACUUGGCUGACCGUGUUAUCAAUUACAUCCAGAGGGAGGAGGUGAGGCGGUAUCUAGUUGGACCCCCAGGACCCCCUGGAGCUCCAGGUCUACCAGGAGGUUAUGCACUAAACCCUCAGGAAGUGGCUGGAAGAGUUCUUAAUCUGAUGAAUGAGCAGGGUAUCCUUAGACAGUCUGGACCCCCAGGCCCACCCGGCCCUCCUGGACUUCCCGGACCAACUUACAGUGAUCUCUCUCUUCUUCUGCAAAACUCAGAGUACAGAGGUCUUCUGGGACCUGCAGGGCCCCCAGGUCCUCCAGGCCCUGCUGGCUUCCCAGGACCUCCUGGACCCCCAGGCCCAGUUCCUUAUACUGGCACUUUCAGUUUGGAAGAAAUCCAAAGAUACAUGGAAAUUGCUGGCUUUAAAGGACCACCUGGACCUCCUGGACCCCCAGGGCCACAAGGACCUCCUGGCAUUGCGAGAGGGCUGGUGUCCUAUGCUGAAAACGCACAGCAAGACCCUCUCCGAGCUGAACUACAGCAGUAUCUGAAGAAUGAACCUCUGGACUACCCCAGUAUUGCAGCAGAAGUGGUGAACUACCUCAAAUCUCAUGGUUUGAUGUUGAGGGAUGUGGCUAAUGAAGAUGCCCACCGUUCCCAGGAGCCAUUCAGACCCUACAGCAACAUGACUGAGAUCAUUAACUUCAUUAGAGACCACGGCCUUGUUGGACCACCAGGUCGACCCGGCCAGAAAGGAGAGAUGGGAUAUCCUGGUCCCAAAGGACCAAGAGGUCCUAGAGGAGAGCGAGGCCUCCCUGGUCUACCAGGCUUUCCCGGCAAUGAUGGACCUCAAGGACCAAAAGGAGAAAGAGGAGAUGCUGCCUACAUGAGCCUCAAAAGAAAGAGAAGAAGCCGGGGGUUUAAGAGUAAUUAAUUCAUAUGGAUACAGAAGAAGAGAGGAACUCAUGGUGCAGCUGGCAAUAAAAACCUUUUUUAAUGUUUUAUAAAAAUCCCAAGAAUGAUCUGUAAACAUAUGAUCUGUAAACUGUGUUUUUAUGAAAAGUUAUUGUACAAUCUUUUAAAUGUGAACAAAAAUAAUUAAUCUGAGGUUAAAUUGUCUUUCUUUAAACACGUUGAACACAGCCUGACACAGAGAUAUUCAACUUACAGCUCUGGAAAAAAAAUAAGAGACCACUUCAGUUUCUGAAUCAGUUUAUCUGAUUUUGCUAUUUUAUAGGUUUAUGUUUGAGUAAAAUGAACAUUGUUGUUUUAUUCUCUAAACUACAUACAACAUUUCUCUCAAAAUGUAUUUGCAUAAAAUGAGAAAUGGCUGAAAUAACAAAAAAGAUGCAGAGCUUUCAGACCUCAAAUAAUGCAAAAAAAUAAAAAACAAGUUCAAAAAAGUAUAUUUGGUGGAACAACCCUGGUUUUUAAUCACAGUUUUCAUGCAUCUUGGCAUGUUCUCCUCCACCAGUCUUACACACUGCUUUUGGAUAACUUUAUGCCACUCCUGGUGCAAAAAUUCAAGCAGUUCAGCUUCCUCUUAAUUAUAUUCUAGGGGUUUCCAAUUUGGUAAAAUCAAUAAAACUCAUCAAAUUAAGUGGUCUCCUUUAUUUCUAGAACUGUAUAUUCAAAAAGGUAAAAGUUGGUAAUUGAGUAAAAAAUUAAAAUAAUUAGGUAUCAUGUUAGCAGUGCAUGUUAAAAAAAAGAAUAACAAUAAGGGGUAAUGUGCUCUAGCUGGUCUGUUUUGUAAUUCAGUGUUAAGAUGAAUUUAGUUUUCAAGAUGUUGUUUCUGAGGUACGAGGUUUAUUGUACUGUUCAUGCAUGGUUACGGUAUGUUUUAUUAUGUGUGGUGAAAUUAACUGUGUAUUGUAUCUUGUUUAUUCUGUAUUUUGUACUUUUUGUAAUCAGUGUAUUUUUAAAUCAAUCAAUCGUGAUCAUGCUAACAAGGUUUUUUUUUCUUUUUACGCUCUUUGAAAACUUUAAUUUUAAAAACACUUAUAUGCAAUUUAGCACUGUUUAGGUCAGUUUUGUCAAUGCGAAAUGCCUUUCUGUAUGUCAUGGAAAAGUAAAGUCUUUUGGUUCUUA